Podospora pseudocomata is the source of this 830-nucleotide messenger RNA. It is a transcript of the gene TMA20, whose product is annotated as translation machinery-associated protein 20. The transcript has 2 exons. Gene Ontology annotation, molecular function: RNA binding. The record is from RefSeq and is a predicted model, not a curated record. NCBI's taxonomy places the organism in Eukaryota, Fungi, Ascomycota, Sordariomycetes, Sordariales, Podosporaceae. The coding region runs from base 1 to 621 and encodes 206 amino acids. Gene Ontology annotation, biological process: formation of translation preinitiation complex.
AUGCCUUUCAAGAAAGACCUCACCGCCUCCCCAAAACAAAAACUCAAAUCCUCCAUCCAGCGCUCCCUCCGGACCUCGCUCUUGCAGACCUACCCCCUCCUCAACCCCUUCAUCGAAGAGAUCAUGCCCAAAAAGUCCUCCCUCGAGCAGAUGAAGCUCCCCGACCGGGUAUCCCUCUACGUCUGCGACGGAAAUCCCCUGUUCUUCCAGCACGACAGCGACGUCCUCCUCCCCCACCUCAAGCUCGUGCACCGGUUCCCGCAGUGCUUCCCCACCGUGAGGAUAGACCGCGGUGCUAUCCGGUUUGUCUUGUCGGGCGCGACGCUCAUGGCGCCGGGGUUGACUUCUGCGGGCGGGAGGCUGCCGGAGCCGGAUGCGAGGGAGGGGAGGGAGACGCUUGGGGAGGGGGCGCCGAAUGAGGGGGCUGAUGGGGAGGGGAGGUGGAGUAGAGAGCUGGAGAAGGGGGAGCCGGUUGUGGUUAUGGCUGAGGGGAAGGAGGAGGCGGCGGCGGUGGGGGUGCUGGUUAUGGGGACGAGGGAGAUCAAGGAGAAGGGGAAGGGGCCGGUGAUGGAGGAUGCGCACUUUUUGGGGGAUGGGUUGUGGAGGUUGAAUGUUGACUAGGGGUCUGGUUGUGAGUGGGAGGGUGAUGAGGGUGUGUUUGAUGGGAGGGAGUAGAUGAGAGGAGGAUGAAGGGGGAAGGAAAGUUAUGAUGAUCGGGAGUGGCAUGUAGCGGAGUGAACAAGCGAAUUAAUGAUGCGUGGCAGGAGUUGUAUCAGACUAUCAGUUGCGGUCAAAACACAGUGAGAAUAUCUGUUAAUGGGUGCAUGUGU